GUGUAUCUUGGGUGCUAAUGUGAAUGUUAUAUUUCGUGGAAAAAAUAAAUUGCCUGGAAAUAAUAUUAUGAAGACUAUGAAAAUGUUCUUCAGUGUUGUCAUCAAUCUGUGAAUUUAUGUGACUAGAGACUAUUUUUCAAAACAAUGGGGGAAAGAGCAAAAAGUCCAAAUGCUGAUCAAGAAAGAAAAGCAGACAAACAACAUAGCUCUAAUUAUUCCUCUGAGUUUGGAUCUACAUCCCAGUCUUCUGGUCAGUCAUCGCCAGUUAGUCCUUCUUCACCUACAAUUACUAUGGGAAAAACUUCUAAAAAACAAGCAUCAGAUAACCAAGUAUAUUGCCAAUCCUCCAGGAAACCAAGUCCUAAGGGUCUACCAAACAAAAAAGGAGUCCAAGUGGGAAUUCGUUCCCAAAGCCUCAAUAGAGAACCACUUCGGAAAAAUUCUGAUAUUGUCACAAAACGGGUUCUUUCUGCAAGACUGCUAAAAAUCAAUGAGUUGCAGAAUGAAGUAUCUGAACUCCAGGUCAAGUUAGCUGAGCUGCUAAAAGAAAAUAAAGCUUUGAAAAGGCUUCAGUACAGACAGGAGAAAGCCCUGAAUAAGUUUGAAGAUGCAGAACUUGAAAUCUCACAACUUGUAGUUCGUCAUAACAAUGAAAUUACAGCACUCAAAGAACGCUUAAGAAAAUCUCAAGAGAAGGAACGAGCAACUGAAAAAAGGGUGAAAGAUGCAGAAUGUGAACUAUUUAGGACAAAAUUUUCCUUAGAGAAACUGAGAAAGAUCUCUGAAGCUAGACACCUACCUGAACGAGAUGAUUUGGCAAAGAAACUAGUUUCAGCAGAGUUAAAGUUAGAUGACACUGAGAGAAGAAUUAAGGAAUUAUCGAAAAACCUUGAACUAAGUACUAACAGUUUUCAACGACAGUUGCUUGCUGAAAGGAAAAGGGCAUAUGAGGCUCAGGAUGAAAACAAAGUUCUUCAAAAGGAGUUACAACGACUGUAUCACAAAUUAAAAGAAAAGGAGAGAGAACUGGACAUAAAAAACAUAUAUUCUAAUCGCCUGCCAAAGUCCUUUCUAAAGAAAGAAAAAGAAAUUACACCAAGGAAGAAUGCUGCAUGCCAGAGUGAUUUUACAGACUUGUGUACAAAAGAAGUACAAACCAUUGAAGAUUGUGAGCUGGAAGAAUUACCUGUAACACCACAAACAAUGAUGAUUUGUGAAAAUAAAUGGGAGGAACCAGAAUGUCUUACUUUGGACUUGGAAUUCCAAGAGCAAGAUAAGCAUGAAGAAGCAGGGAUUCUAAACCCAAUUGUGAACAAAGAAGAAAAAUGCAUUAAAGAUCAAGGACUGCAAAUUGCAAAACAGGAGAUAGAGAAACUAAAGAAUGAGUGGGAAAGAGAAGAACUUAAUGAAAAGCAGAAAGAGGGAGAAGAGGAGCCCGAGUUGGAGACUAGAAACUACCAAAUGGAAAUGUAUGAACUUCAAAGUAUUGAUAAAUUGGAAGAGGAAGAAGAAGAAAGACUGAAGAGAGAAAUGCUACUUGCUAAACUGAAUGAAAUCAACAGAGAACUUCAAGAUUCUCAGAAUCUAAAAUGUCCUCUUUUGCCAUUAAUACCUGAUUUGGGAUCAAAACUGCAUUCCUCAGAGAAAAUCUCCAAAACAUACAUGUUCUCUGAAUCCUCAGAGAGAUUAUUUAAUGGGCAUCAAUUGCAAGACRUAAGUUUUUUUACUCCAAAAGGAGAGGGUCGGAAUUCAGGAAAUAUUAGAAGUCCAAUCUCUCCAAAUGAGAUUGCAUUUGGUAGCUAUGUGCCUUCAUUUGCAAAAACACCAGGGAAGUCAAAUCCAUUUAGCCAAAAAAGUUGCCUUUUGGAUUUAAAAAAAAACAGUAUGGAAGACCUUAGUAAAGACAGUGCAGAUUUCAUUGCAAGAAAAGAAAAAAAAGCCAAUCUGAUGGAACAGCUAUUUGGUACUAGUGGCAGCAGUCCCAUUUCCUCUAAAAGCAGUGACCCAAAUUCUCUGGCUGCCAGCAAAGGAGACUUUGAGUCUCUAAAUUUUCUCCCUGGAGAUAAAAGCAACAGGGGUAGAGAACAUGAUGAAGAUGAAGACUAUUUCCUUGGUGAAGGAAAAAGUUUUAAUCCAAAUAGACACCGAUUAAAACAUGCAAACAAUAAACCAGCAGUAAAAGCAGUUGAUUCUGUAGAAGAUGAAAUUGAAGAAGUAGCACUGAGAUGACUGA
This is a messenger RNA of Urocitellus parryii (Arctic ground squirrel), 2233 nucleotides long. RefSeq names its product lebercilin LCA5 (gene Lca5). NCBI's taxonomy places the organism in Eukaryota, Metazoa, Chordata, Mammalia, Rodentia, Sciuridae. Gene Ontology annotation, cellular component: axoneme. The record is from RefSeq and is a predicted model, not a curated record. Gene Ontology annotation, biological process: intraciliary transport.